Molecule: messenger RNA, 2279 nt
Organism: Halichondria panicea
Lineage: Eukaryota; Metazoa; Porifera; Demospongiae; Suberitida; Halichondriidae
Exons: 1
Coding region: 45-1538 (497 amino acids)
Source: RefSeq, a predicted model, not a curated record
ACAUAGAGAACAAGUCAUUAUUAUAGUCAGUCUAAGUGAUAGAUAUGGAGUUCUAUUACCUCCUAAUGUUAGCACUCUCUUUUCAUUUUAUGAUUGCUACUACUAAUUCUGUACCAAUAGAAUCAAACACUAAAGCAGUGGAUAACAAUACUUGCUGGACAAAGAUACAAACACCCUGUGAAACUUCAUCAACCACACAAACUGGUUUAAUAAAAGAUCUCAGCUCAGAGAAAUUCAUUGGUUCAACGGUUCUCAAAGAACACGAUGUCAUGGACUGUUAUCCUUGGAUGUUUCGUAAUCCCAGAAAUGGAAAAUGUGAAUGUAGUAACAUUCCACAUCACUCUGUACUAUGUGAUGUUGAAGUCAGCAGGACAUCCAUUCUUGAUUGCUAUUGUAUGACUUACGAUAGUGAGAGCAAUGAAACUCAAUUAGGAAGAUGUGUGUAUGGUUGCGGACAUAAAAGAGACACUGUGUUUUAUCCACUUCCAAAUAACACGGACGAUCUUAAUUCAUACUCUUGUGGAAGAAUGAACCACGAUUCAACACUGUGUGGGCAGUGUCUACCAGGAUAUUCACCACUCUUGUACUCGUAUGAAAUGAAAUGCAUGAACUGCACAGGAGAGAACAUGACCUACAACUGGAUCAAGUACAUAGCAGUUGCUUACAUUCCUUUAACAUUCUUCUUUUUCUUUGUUGUAAUUUUCAAAUUUAAUGGAACUUCACCAAUGCUGAAGUUGUUCAUUAGUGUGUCCCAAGGAAUCUUUUCACCUAUUGCUGUUCGAGGUAAUUUUUCUGUCAUUUCAAAGAAAUCAUAUAUUGAGAAAUUUAUUAUUAAAGCUAUAGGCUGCUUUUAUGGUAUCUGGAAUUUAUAUUUCUUUCGUGCUGUCAUUCCACCUAUUUGUGCGACGGACAUCAGUCAAAUACAAGUGCUUGCUUUGGAUUAUGCGAUUGCCUUUUAUCCAUUGGUACUGGUUAUUCUGACUUACUUUCUCAUUAGUUUGCAUAGCCGUGAUGUACGUAUAGUUGUUUGGUUGUGGAGACCUUUUCAUAAGGUUUUCAGUUUAGUUAGUCAAAGCUGGGAUAUGGAAGGAUCGAUUGUGAAUGCUUUUGCGACCUUUUUAUUACUCUCCCACUUAAAGAUUCUCAGCGCUACUGCUGACUUGCUAGUAUUUACUGGAAUGUAUGUGCUGAAGGCAAACAGCAAAGAAUACACUAAAAAGCAUGUACUUUACUAUGAUGCCACAGUGGAAUACUUUGGACAUGAACAUCUUCCGUACGCAAUAGUAGCUUUGUUUGUCGGAGUUUUUGUUGUAAUACUUCCUAUAGUAUUUCUGAUUGUAUAUCCGAUGAAAUGGUUUCAGAAAUGUCUCAAUUCUUUGAAAAUUCAGCGUCAACGUCUUGACAUGUUUGUUAACUGCUACCAAGGUUACUACAAGGAUGGAACGAAUGGUACAAGAGAUUAUCGAUGGUUUUCUGUGACUUACUUUCUUCUUCAGCUAAUUCUGAUCGUAUUAUUUACAGUCUCACAAACUAUCUAAUUUUAUUCGAUCGGAGUCUUAGUCGUAGUCAUCCUCAUGUUUUUACAGCUCUCAUUACGACCAUACAAGGAAGAAUUCAAAGUGUACAACAUAACAGAUGCCUUCAUGUUGUUGCUUCUUAGUGGAGUUUUUAUUAUGGCAAUCGCAGGAGAUGAAGCUGACAUUAUAGCUUCUUACUUCAGCAAUUUUUCUUAUUCGGUACUAGUGCUCAUUGGAAUUGUCCCGAUAAUAUAUUUCUUUGCAUUGAUCAUUUGGUGGAUCUUGGUAAAGAAACAACUCAAAACUUGGUGCAUGAGCAAACUUCGUAGCUUUCGUGCUCCGACUGUAAUCCCACGAAUUGAAGAGUCAUUUUCAGAUAGUGAUAUUCCACACCGGUUAGAGAAUCCAUCAGAUUACUCAUUACCAAAUACCCCGCUGAUUUCUGCCAUUUGAAAGAAUACAAAGUAUGGCUCAGUUGCUUGUGCUGUCAUUCCAGAGCCAUGAUGGUAAUGCUAAAUAAUAGUAAAGCUGACUAUAGAUUAGCAAAAUGUUUAGUAGUGUAACUUCCCUUCACAUGCAUGUUAGGCAUCUUUAGCAUUAUUUUGUAUAGUUAAUAUGUGUGUUUAUUUGCACAUAAAUUAUGCGCAUGAAUGUGGGGCUCCUUGUCUUCGGUGUAUCCUGUGUGAUAGAGUCAUGUCACAGUGAGAGCGGUUUAUGCAGUUUGCCGAGCAUUUUAAGGGAAAGCAGUUUAUUGUGUAAUGC